Messenger RNA from Ananas comosus (pineapple), 1344 nucleotides. RefSeq names its product hydroquinone glucosyltransferase-like. Bases 1 to 1344 code for a protein of 447 amino acids. The transcript has a single exon. The record is from RefSeq and is a predicted model, not a curated record. Lineage: Eukaryota; Viridiplantae; Streptophyta; Magnoliopsida; Poales; Bromeliaceae. Gene Ontology annotation, molecular function: UDP-glycosyltransferase activity.
AUGGAGGAGGAGACCGCAGCAACAACAAGUAUACUGCGGCGACGUCCCCACGUAGCCCUCCUGUGCAGCCCCGGCGUGGGCCACCUCAUCCCCCGGCUCCACGGCUUCUCCGUCACCCUCCUCGCCAAUCCCCUCGGCUCCUCCGCCGCGAUUCCACCCCUCCUCCCCGUCGACGGACUACCCUUCCGAUUCGUCCCACUCCCCGACACGCCGCCCGACGCAGGCCCGCCGACACAAUCUAGCUCCCCCGUCCCCCGCAUCGUCCGCGCGGUCACGUGCAACCUCCCCCACGUGCGCGCCGCGCUGGACUCGGCGGGGCCCCCAGUCGACGCCCUCGUCGUCGACAUGUUCAGCGUCGACGCGCUCGACGUCGCGCGCGAGCGCCGCGUCCCGUGCUACAUGUUCUUCACCUCCCCCUGCACGUGCCUCGCCCUGCUCCGCCACGUGCCGGCGCUGCACGAGGCCGUGCGCGGGGAGUUCGCGGGCCCGGUCCGGCCCCCCGGGUGCGCCCCGGUCCGGCCCGAGGACCUGCUCGACUCGCUCCGGGACCGGACCGGGGAGGCGUACGCCGCGAUCCUGCGCGUCACGCGGCGGUUCGGGGAGGUGGAGGGGUUUCUGGUGAACAGCUUCGAGGAGUUGGAGCCCGGGGCGUUCGCGGCUCUGAACGGCGGCGAGGCGCGGGGCCCACCGGUCUACCCCGUGGGGCCGCUGGUCCGGACGGGGCGGGUCGAGCCGGGCGAGGAGUGCCUGAUCAGGUGGCUGGACCGGCAGCCUCCGGGCUCGGUGGUGUUCGUGUCGUUCGGGAGCGGGGGGACGCUCUCGCGGGAGCAGACGCGCGAGCUCGCCCUGGGACUGGAGGCGAGCGGGCACAGGUUCCUGUGGGCCGCGAAGAGCCCGGUAGAAGGGCGGGCCCACGGCGCGUUUUUCGGUGGCCGGAACGGGCCGGCGGCGGAGUACUUGCCGGCGGGGUUUGCGGAGAGGACGGGGGGAGUGGGGCUGGCGGUGGCGCGGUGGGCGCCGCAGGCGGCGGUGCUGGGGCAAGCGGCGGUGGGGGGGUUCGUGACGCACUGCGGGUGGAACUCGGCGCUGGAGAGCAUCGCGAGCGGCGUGCCGAUGAUCGCGUGGCCGCUGUACGCGGAGCAGCGGAUGAACGCGGCGAUGCUGGCGGACGAGGCGGGGGUGGCGCUGCGGCCCCAGCGCUUGAUGGAAGGGCAGCAAGGGGAGGCCCUGCGGACCAGGACGCGCCUGCUCAGGGAUGCCGCCGCGCGUGCCGUCGCCGAGGGCGGCUCCUCCUUUCGAGCACUGCACGACCUGGCGAACAAGUGGAGGCUCGCCGCCCAUUAA